AUGAGUGAGAAUGGUAAUCAUGAAACCGAUGAGUAUGAGAAUGAGAUCGAUGAGUAUGAGAACAAGACCGAUGAGUAUGAGAAUGAGACCGACAUGUAUGAGAACAAGACCGACAUGUAUGAGAACGAGACCGAUGUGUAUGAUGAUGAGAGCGGUUUGUGCAGGAAUGAGGAGAAGGAGAGUGAGAAUUCGAUGAAUAGAAGUUUGAAUGAAAGCGUGAAUGAUGAUUUUUUCUUGAAUUUAUUAUUUGGCGUGAUUUUAAAAAAGGUUCAAAAUGAAAAAGAGUUAAUUUUCGUACCAUGA
This is a messenger RNA of Dentiscutata heterogama, 303 nucleotides long. NCBI's taxonomy places the organism in Eukaryota, Fungi, Glomeromycota, Glomeromycetes, Diversisporales, Gigasporaceae. The record is from the annotation of a GenBank genome assembly.